Molecule: messenger RNA, 1812 nt
Organism: Trifolium pratense (red clover)
Lineage: Eukaryota; Viridiplantae; Streptophyta; Magnoliopsida; Fabales; Fabaceae
Product: G-type lectin S-receptor-like serine/threonine-protein kinase RKS1
Exons: 5
Coding region: 49-1812 (587 amino acids)
Biological process (GO): protein phosphorylation; recognition of pollen
Molecular function (GO): protein kinase activity; ATP binding
Source: RefSeq, a predicted model, not a curated record
UUGUGUCAGUUUGGAAAAUGCAAGAGUUGAAUGAAAAGGAAAUUCUGAAUGAAAUCUGCUAAAAAUGUUAUCUACCUUGUCACAGCCAAAAUUGAUAAACACAAGUUGUUAGUGUUACAUAACAAUUGGCUGCUAAUUAUUUCUUUGAUUAUACUUCUAACCUUCUCUUUUUGCUCUUGUUCUUCUGAUACCAUAUCCUCUGACAAACCUAUAAGAGAUGGUGAGCUUCUGAUUUCUAAAUCUAAAACUUUUUCUCUUGGAUUCUUCACUCCAGGAAAUUCCACGUCUCGCUAUGUUGGAAUUUGGUACAACAAUUUGCCAAUCCAAACUGUUGUUUGGGUUGCAAACAGAGAUAGUCCAAUCAACGACACUUCUGGAAUCCUAUCAAUCGACCGAAAUGGAAAUCUAGUACUCAACCACAACCUAAGCACUAUUCCCAUUUGGUCAACCAACGUUUCGUUACAACAAUAUCGAAGAAAUGGCACCAGCGUUAUAGCUCAACUGACGGAUAUAGCAAACCUUGUUAUCGUACUAAAAACCACCAAAAAUGUCAUAUGGGAAAGCUUUGAUUAUCCCACAGACACUUUUCUUCCAUAUCAAAGACUUGGUUUUGAUAGAAAAACUAAUCAAAGUUGGUUCCUUCAAUCCUGGAAGACAAAUGAUGACCCUGGAAAAGGCGCCUUCACGUUGACAUUCAGCACCAUUGGUAAACCUCAAUUUUUUAUGUACAACAAUGACCUUCCUUGGUGGCGUGGUGGACCUUGGAUUGGAUCAAUAUUAGCAGGUGUACCUAGUGUGAAACGAGAAAGGGCCACUUUUAACGUUUCUUUUGUCGAAGAUGACAACAAUGUAGCACUCACAUAUAACAUAUUUUAUAAGUCUGUCAUCACUAGAAUUGUGGUUCAGGAAUCUGGUUUCUUUCAAACACUCACGUGGGACAAUCAAAAGAAUCGAUGGAACCAGUUCUUUUCAGAACCAGUAAACCAAUGUGAUAGCUAUGGAAUUUGUGGAUCGAACAGUAAUUGUGACCCUUUAAACUUUAAAGAUUUUAAGUGUACUUGUUUACCUGGUUUUGAACCCAAAUUUCCACUUGAUUGGUAUGAUAGUGGAGAUGGGUCAGGAGGCUGCGUAAGGAAGAAAGGUGCAUCUGUUUGCGGAAACGGGGAAGGUUUUAUCAAAGUUUCUAUUUUUGAUAAAAUGAUGCUGCAAUUACACCAAGAUUCCUCUGGAAAAGUGAAUGUUGCUCAAAGCAACAUACAUCCAAAUCUACCCUUUUUUAGCUUUAAAACGAUAAUGACAGCUACAAGAAAUUGUGAUCAUGAGCAUAAGCUUGGACAAGGUGGAUUUGGCUCUGUCUAUAAGGGUUGCUUGGUUAAUGGACAAGAGAUAGCAGUUAAAAGAUUGUCAAGAAAUUCAGGUCAAGGCAAAGAAGAGUUUAAAAAUGAAGUUACACUUUUAAUUAAACUCCAACACAGAAAUCUAGUGAGGUUGCUCGGUUGUUGCUUUGAAAAAGAAGAAAGAAUGUUAGUUUAUGAAUACCUCCCAAACAAAAGCCUAGACUUCUUUAUAUUCGAUAAAAACCAAAGGUCAUCAUUGGAUUGGGGUAAGCGUUUUGAAAUUAUUUGUGGUAUUGCUCGAGGUGUAUUAUAUCUUCAUCAAGAUUCAAGGUUGAAAAUAAUUCAUAGAGAUCUAAAAGCCAGCAAUGUUCUCCUUGAUGCUGCAAUGGAUCCCAAAAUCUCAGAUUUUGGUAUGGCUAGAAUAUUUGGAGAUGAUGAAAUCCAAGCUAGAACAAAAAGAGUGGUUGGAACAUAG